Messenger RNA from Cuscuta europaea, 968 nucleotides. Lineage: Eukaryota; Viridiplantae; Streptophyta; Magnoliopsida; Solanales; Convolvulaceae. The record is from the annotation of a GenBank genome assembly.
AAGGGCUUUCUCCACUCCAAUAGUUAUAUAUAUCUCCCCCAAAGAAGCUGGAAUAGUGGCAGUUUCAUCAUGGCACCACACACCAACUCAUCAGCCAAGCCCAAAUACCUCAAGGUCGUCUACCAAUACAUAGUCAACCAUUUCCUAACGUUGUUGCUGGUUCCGGUCACCGCCGCGGUCACCGUUCAGGUCCUCCGAUUAGGCCCCGAAGAAAUCGUAAUCUUUUGGAAUUCCUUAAUCCACACGGAUCCUCUCACAGUCUUGUGUUCUCUUUUCUUCGUCGUCUUCGUCGCCACCGUCUACUUCAUGUCUAAACCUCGUUCCAUUUAUCUCGUCGACUACGCCUGCUACAAAGCUCCGGUGAGCUUUCGGGCUCCGUUUUCCGCCUUCAUGGAACACUCUAGACUGAAUCUCAAAGACAAUCCCAAGAGUGUGGAGUUCCAAAUGCGCAUUCUUGAAAGGUCUGGCCUCGGGGAAGAAACUUGUCUCCCUCCGGCGAUUCAUUACAUUCCGCCGAAGCCCACCAUGGAUGCCGCCAGGGGCGAGGCGGAGAUGGUCAUUUUCUCCGCCAUUGAUUCUCUCAUGAAGAAAACAGGUCUCAAACCCAAAGACAUCGACAUUCUCAUAGUCAACUGCAGCUUGUUUUCUCCUACUCCAUCAUUAUCAGCUAUGGUUGUGAAUAAGUACAAGCUGAGGAGUAACAUCAAGAGCUACAAUCUCUCCGGUAUGGGGUGCAGUGCCGGAUUGAUUUCAAUCGACCUGGCACGUGACCUUCUUCAGGUCCACCCCAACUCCAACGCUUUAGUCGUCAGUACCGAGAUCAUCACUCCCAACUAUUAUCAAGGCUCGGAAAGAGCCAUGCUCCUCCCGAACUGUCUCUUCAGAAUGGGCGGGGCCGCAAUCCUACUGUCAAACAAGACUCGGGAUUCCGGCCGCGCCAAAUAUAGGCUCAUACACGUCGUCCGCAC